AUGACAUUUGAAAAAUUGUUGUUUUUGUGUGUGUGUGUGUGUUGUUUUUGUGUGUGUGUGUGUGUGUGUUGUGUUUGUGUGUGUGUGCGUGUGCGUGUGCGUGUUUGUGUGUGUGUGUGUGUGUGUGUGUGUGUGUGUGUGUGUGUGUGUGUGUGUGUGUGUGUGUGUGUGUGUGUUGUUUGUGUGUGUGUGUGUCUGGCCAACAAAGCAAUCGCUGUUGGUGCCGUGGUUAGUCGAGAAGAGACCAUCAGUACAAAAACACGCCGCAUCGGGUGGCACAACAUGGAUGCUUCGUCGGACAUUCAGGGCGUGGCGCAGUCGACCCACACAUGUCGAUUUUGCGCUCAAACCUUUACGACGCAGAAGGAGCAAGCGCAUCAUCAGCGCAAGCGGCAUCAGCAAGAGGCACGGAUCACCAUCGGUCAAAAAAGCUUUCUUUUGAAACGGGCACUUGAUGGCUAUUUUUGGUGUCCGGUUUGCGGCUGCAACAAGCACUACCCCAAGGCUGAGGGCAUAAGACGGCACAUCAAAGCAAAGCACGAGGCUGUGACGGAGAAAAUCUCUACCGAGCUCGAUGGCAUGCUCUUGGACCGCUCUGCUGCGGACACUAUCAAUGCUCCGAGAUCGGACUUGAGAGCGCCAAAACGCCGACAUCCUCAUCGUCAAGUGUCCCUGAGCGUAAACGCCAAUACAUCACACGCUCAGAUGUACCUGGAAUCGCUGGGCCUGGUUCUAGAUGAGUACGAGUGGAUACUAAUUUGCGGCAAGUGCGGGCACGCAUUGAACGAAAACCCAGCCCAGCACCUGAAGCGCCACUGCGUAAACGUACAAGAUGCAGACAUCUCGCUUGCAAUGGAUCUCAUCAAGGAGGCGACGCCUCGAAAGGAGCCUGUUCUCGACAUGAACGGCUGCCGACCUGCGUACCCAUGCAUCCCAGUACAACGGGGCUACAGAUGUCCUUGCUGUGCCUCUUGCUUUUCAACACUUGAAAGCCUGGAGCGACAUGAACAAUGCCAUAAGGGCGAUCCAGCCAUCACGGAGACGCCACGAAAAGUCUGGAUGCAGCGGCUCAGGAAAGGAGGAUUGGGCUCGAGCUAUGUGGAGGUCCAGUAUUCGAAGCGAUCCAAGAGACGCCGUGUGGACGCGCAAUCCUUCCUAUCUUUGCUCGAGGCUCAGAAAAAAAAGGACUUUGUCGUCAACUCGAUACGACUCCAUCCGGUUUAUCAGAUUCUGGGCCUUGGGGUGCUGCUUGACCGGUUGUCACUGAGCCAAGUCAGAGAGCUGGGUUGCAGCGAGGUCAACCCGACCCUACUCUCAGUCAUGCACGGUCUUUUGGACAAGACGUACGAAAACAUGUUGUGCUACACGACGGCUCGUGAGGUCCUUGGGAAACUGUACACCAAGUCGGGAGACGUGUUUACGGCCCGAUAUUAUCAAAAAGUCAUGCAGCACACCUACGAUCGCUACAUGAUUGUGGCUACGCGCUACGUGCAGUACCUCCUACAAGUACGGCGCCAGGGCGACGAGGUUCCGGGUCGAAUCAGUGACGAGCUGGCAAAAGCUUUGGACGACGUGGAAGUGGCCCAAGGUCAAAACAACCAUGUCAUGACGCUGUCCGAGGCGCUGACCAAUGUAUGGUGUGCCGUACUUGAUGAAAGCACGGACAUGAACAGCUUGGACCUGGAGUACUGUCCCACCGUCUAUAUCCUUUGUACGGCGCUGCAAGCCAACGACACCUUCAAGCAGCCAAACAACUGGACGCCAACGCUGGCAGCUCUGUUGUGGAUCUGCCGCUUGUUCCUGCUCAGAGAGAGAGAGAGAGAGAGAGAGAGAGAGAGAGAGAGAGAGAGAGAGAGAGAGAGAGAGAGAAAGACCGUUACUAUGAGUGGUGAUGGAGAGAGUGCAAGCAUCGACCACCUGCCAGAGCCCUCUGGAAGGAUUGCAUAA
Monosiga brevicollis MX1 is the source of this 1947-nucleotide messenger RNA. RefSeq lists its product as uncharacterized. The record is from RefSeq and is a predicted model, not a curated record. Gene Ontology annotation, molecular function: DNA-binding transcription factor activity, RNA polymerase II-specific; sequence-specific DNA binding. Gene Ontology annotation, cellular component: nucleus. The transcript has 6 exons. Gene Ontology annotation, biological process: regulation of transcription by RNA polymerase II. Lineage: Eukaryota; Choanoflagellata; Craspedida; Salpingoecidae. Bases 1 to 1947 code for a protein of 648 amino acids.